Molecule: messenger RNA, 855 nt
Organism: Gossypium arboreum
Lineage: Eukaryota; Viridiplantae; Streptophyta; Magnoliopsida; Malvales; Malvaceae
Exons: 3
Source: RefSeq, a predicted model, not a curated record
CUUUCAAAAAUAUCGGAGAGUUAUUUACUUUAUGACGGGGCGUUAACCUAUUGGUGUGUGGUGGGGCGAACUAAGUAAACGGAACUGCAAUCUAUUAAAAAAAAGGGGGCAACGGAAAUCAGACCCGGAAGGGGACAAAGAAACAAAAAUGGGUUGUUUUGCUUGCUUCGAUGGCGGAAAUCGAGAACAGCGAAAGGAGCAACAUAGAUUGGCCUCCGCCGAAGCUCGUGCCAAAGCCGCCGAGGCUGCUCAGAGGAGGCAAGAGUAGUUCGAAAAGUCGGCUGCGGGAAGAGCUGCUCGUGCACAGCUACAAGCUGCUGCAAAGCAAUCCACGAAUUCUAAUAAAGGCGAACCUGCUUUGAAGUGGCAGAUGGGUUGAAGUUGAAGCUUUGUUAGCCUUUGUUGAGCAAAAACUGGUCAUCUAUUUAUUGGUAAAGUUAAUUCUGUUCUCUAGUGAUGUCUAAGGUUUCUUCACGCUAUUAGAGAUAGAUGUUGUAUCAGAAAUCAACCAUUCUAUCUUUAUGCAUGACAGUCUUCGGGAUUCUACCAUGAGCUCCAAAAAGUGCAACAAAAUUUCUAACAAAAGCUCACGGUAGAAUUUUCCCUAUCUGAGACGCCACUUCGUUUGGACGGUGGGUGAACUUAAUUCUUUUCUGUUGUGCAGAAAUACAAUAAGAUUCUUGUCUGGUUUUCAUGUUGCCAGUUCAUCGUGAUAAAUACUACAAAUGCAUUUUAUGUUUCUGCUUUUCUUUCAAUUGUAAUGUAUAAAACUGAAACAAUAAUCUUGAUUUCCUGUACAGAUACUGCGCUUCUAUUCUUUUCUGAUUACGAGAAAAUAUAAUUUGAAAAGUAAAA